AUGAAAAUAAAGAAAUCACAUUGGUGGAAAGCCUUGCCGAAGUGUCUCUAUUACAGCAUUCCGGAAACAAAGGUUAGAGUUUAACUACACGAACUGAUGAGAGUGAAAUUUUCGUCUAAAACCACAAGGGACUUGUCUGUAAUUGUGAAACUCGUUUAGAAACACCGCUCAUGCUUUCACAUUUUGCAGAGAUUACCUGAACAAAUUUUCUAUACAGGGUGUUCAAAUCAAAGGUUAAUUGUAAAGGACAUAUUAUUGCUGACUAAAAGCUGUAGGACCGAAUUUGUAGUGUUCUGAGACCUAGAUUCUCCCGCGAAUCGAUCAAUAGCGCGCAAAAUACCUUGUAUGAUUCUCUUGCAUUGAAUUCGAUCAUGUGUAUUCGUCUUAAUAUAGAUUGUGACUACUUGAUUUUAUUUUAUCCCACUCAUGUUUUUAAUGGCGUUUAUUUUCCAGGUAUCAUAAUUUCAAGAUCAAAGCUCCACGUGGAACACCGCUUGUUAUUCAAAGUGAAGACGACGACACGUAUGACUCGCAUGCACUGGCUUGUCUUCUUCCACGACAAAUGGAACGCAUUCCAGAGGCUCUACGAGAAGUCCAGAUUUUCAGCAAAUCGCAAAGAAAGACAUACACUUUAGCAGAUGUCAAAGGGCAGCAGAUCGGCACGGUUCAGCACUUUCUAAACAUACAGCUGCAUGCUUUGCUUCGAUGUGGCAAAAUAACCAGGAAUUGAAGGGUAAGUUACUGUUUUCUUGCUUUACUGUUACUUUUUCGUAAAGGCUUGCUGGACUGAAAUUGAUAAUUUCUGUUUAAAAAUCGGAAAGAAGCAAGAUAUUGUCUUUCCUCGCUUGAAAUGGGUCUAUACUGGAAAGAAAUGAAAUUGUCCCGAUUCCGCGAUCUCACACCUCACUCGUCCCAAUUGUUAUCAGUGCGCGUUAUUUGGUUCAACCUUAUUUAAUUGGUUUUCUUGUAACCCAAACUAGGGAAAUCAACGGAGAACGGACAGUAACAUCGAGGUCAAGCUUUACCCAGAAGUUCUCCAGAUACAAACAGGCUGGCGGAGGAGCUUUUACUCCUGUGACGCUCUUGGUGGAAGGACCACAGCGUUACAAAGAAUUUGGGCUAGAAAGAAUCCGCUUUACUCUUCCAGAGUGCGAGAAUGUCGAGGACAUGCAUGUUGAAUGUUUGAAAUAG
Molecule: messenger RNA, 1191 nt
Organism: Pocillopora meandrina
Lineage: Eukaryota; Metazoa; Cnidaria; Anthozoa; Scleractinia; Pocilloporidae
Source: the annotation of a GenBank genome assembly